AUGGAUGGGGCCGCCAUGCACCCCCAGGCCGCGCCCCGUCAACACCGUUCCAUUGUGGAGCAAUACCUUGAGCUGCUAGGGGCGGAGGACUCCUUGAGGGGCCCGCUGGCCCUGUCUUGCUGCAGGGAGGGCGGUGGCAGGUGUGUGAAGGCGCCCCAGGUCACGGGAGUCAGAGUGCAGCUGGAGAUGAGCGCUCUGUGGCAGCAAUUUGACCAGCUGGGCACCGAGAUGAUCGUCACCAAGGCUGGGAGGAGGAUGUUCCCUACGUUCCAGGUCCAGAUUUCAGGAAUGGACCCCACUGCAGAGUAUGUCCUACUGAUGGACUUCAUCCCUGUGGAUGACAAGAGAUACAGGUACGCCUUCCACAGCUCAUCCUGGCUGGUGGCGGGACGGGCGGACGCGGCAGCCCCUGGGCGUGUCCAUUUCCACCCCGACUCCCCUGCCCGCGGCGCCCAGUGGAUGAAGCAGACCGUCUCCUUCGACCGGCUCAAACUGACCAACAACCUGCUGGACGACAACGGUCAUAUCAUCCUGAACUCCAUGCACCGGUACCAGCCCCGCUUCCACGUGGUGUUCGUGGACCCACGCCGCGACAGCCAACGCUAUGCCCACCACAACUUCACCACCUUCUUCUUCCCCGAGACCCGUUUCACAGCUGUCACGGCAUACCAGAACCACAGGAUCACCCAGCUGAAGAUAGCCAGUAACCCAUUUGCCAAAGGCUUUCGGACCCCUGGCCCAGAUGACUGGGCGUGCGGCGCCAGGUCUCUCCCUCUCUCUGUCCCCAUCUGUCGGCCGCGGGGUGGGAAACGCGAUCUCAGCGGCUCGGAGGAGCAGCGGCAGCAAAAGCAAAGGCAGCUCGCCACCCUGUCCCUCCAGCCCCUCACAGACGCAGCUCCUGCCUCUCUGUCUUUCCCACUCCCCCACCUAUACAGGGAAACGGGACCCACCUGCUUCAGCUACGCCCCCACAGACUGCACAUACUGA
Molecule: messenger RNA, 987 nt
Organism: Megalops cyprinoides (Indo-Pacific tarpon)
Lineage: Eukaryota; Metazoa; Chordata; Actinopteri; Elopiformes; Megalopidae
Product: T-box transcription factor TBX1
Exons: 8
Coding region: 1-987 (328 amino acids)
Biological process (GO): regulation of transcription by RNA polymerase II; positive regulation of DNA-templated transcription; cell fate specification
Cellular component (GO): nucleus
Molecular function (GO): DNA-binding transcription factor activity, RNA polymerase II-specific; RNA polymerase II cis-regulatory region sequence-specific DNA binding
Source: RefSeq, a predicted model, not a curated record